Messenger RNA from Aspergillus steynii IBT 23096, 1638 nucleotides. Its product is annotated as tannase and feruloyl esterase. Lineage: Eukaryota; Fungi; Ascomycota; Eurotiomycetes; Eurotiales; Aspergillaceae. The coding region runs from base 1 to 1638 and encodes 545 amino acids. The record is from RefSeq and is a predicted model, not a curated record. The transcript has a single exon.
AUGUCGCCCCUGAAUCUGCUUUCGAUCGGAUUGUCGAUUUCCCAGGCCCUGUUGAGCCCAGUCGGUGGGACUCCGCUAUGUUCCUCGAGUACCUUUAAAUUCCCCGAAUUGAAGGGCGCAGAGGUUGUCAGUAUCAGUGCGAAUGCUGUUCACAAUUUCACGGCGCUGUCGCUUAAACCAAGCUCUCCCGAACCAAGAUCUUACACCAUCGACUUCUGCAAUACCACGGUCACCUACACGCAUCCCGGUUGGAACGACACCAUCAACGUCGAGGUUUGGUUGCCACUCGAGCAUCAAAACUGGAAUGGUAGGCUCGAGGCAUUAGGGGGUGGUGGCUACAGUGCUGGGUUUGGUUCCCUGGUUCUGACGCAAGCGGUUGCCGAAGGUUUUGUGGCCGUUGAUACGGAUGGGGGCCAUGAGCCAGGUCCUUAUGCUGCUCAAAAACCAGGGGAUUGGGUGCUCACGAGCCCCGGGAAUGUCAACCUGCAUCUUUUGGAAGACUUCGGCUCCAGGUCUCUGUAUGACAUGACGAUCAUUGGGAAGGCGAUCACCGAGGCGUAUUUUGGCCGUCCUCCGAGAUAUUCAUACUUCGGCGGCUGUUCAGGAGGUGGUCGCCAGGGCCUUAUGAUUGCUCAGAGAUAUCCUGAUCAGUAUGACGGUAUCUUGUCUCUAGCACCGGCUAUCAAUAUUGAAAACCUCAUUCCGGCUGGGUACUGGGCGCAGCAGGUCAUGAAAGGCCUCGGCGUGUACCCGUCGCCUUGUGAGAUCAACGCCUUCACCAAUGCAGCGAUUGAAGCCUGUGAUAUGCUGGAUGGAGUGAAAGAUGGGAUCAUCUCGGCACCGGACCUAUGUGACUUCAACCCGCACAGCGUAGUGGGUCAGAGUAUCCCUUGCAACGAAACCGAAAGGAGGGUCUUUACAGAGGCGGGUGCUAAUGUUGUCGAAGCUGCAUGGGCUGGCCCGCGCAACCCGGCAGGCAACAUUGGCUGGUUCGGUUUGAACAAAGACGCCUCCCUCACAGCCACGUAUAUCAACACCGAAUGCUCAAACGGCACAUGUUCGGCAGCACCAUCUGAGCUCUUGAGCAGUUGGUUCCCGUAUUUCGUUGCCAAAGACCUCGAAUUUGAAAUAUCGAACAUGACCAUCGCAGAAUUUUUCGCCGCGCUCCAGCUUUCGGACAGAGAAUACGAUUCCAUGAUGGCCGCAGCCAGUCCUGACCUCUCUGGAUUUCGUGACGCCGGCGGGAAAAUGAUUUCAUGGCACGGCCUCGCCGAUGAAACUAUUCCUCCCAACGGAUCCAUUGCAUACUACCAGCAAGUACUGGAGCUCGACCCUUCCGCAGAUGAAUUCUACCGGUUAUACGAGGCCCCGGGAGUCGGACACUGUGUAGGUGGUUCUGGACCAUUUCCCCGUUACGCACUAGAGGAACUUAUUGCUUGGGUUGAACAAGGUGUUGUUCCAGAAACUUUGAAUGCCAGCAGGGCCGAUGGAACUGUCCGACCUCUCUGCCCAUAUCCUUCCCAGCAGAUUUACGAGGGUGGAGAUGCCUCAGAUACUAGCUCCUUCGCCUGUUCUUCUAAGCGGGUCGAAGAAAGGGGUCUGAUUGCAGAUGAUUUUCGAUUUUUUCGUCCUUCCUAA